AUGCCCGAGUCCCCCGGGAGGGUCCGCAAACAUACUGUCCGGGCGAGAAGUCUGAAUCAGAAUCCGGGGGGGGGGGGGGGGGGGGGGGGGGGGGGGGGGGGGGGGGGGGGGGGGGGGGGGGGGGGGGGGGGGGGGGGGGAGGGGGGGGGGGGGGGGGGGGGGGGGGGGGGGGGGGGGGGGGGGGGGGGGGGGGGGGGGGGGGGGGGGGGGGGGGGUGUCUGCUGA
Molecule: messenger RNA, 225 nt
Organism: Knipowitschia caucasica
Lineage: Eukaryota; Metazoa; Chordata; Actinopteri; Gobiiformes; Gobiidae
Source: the annotation of a GenBank genome assembly